GUAAAGCAUUUUGUUCGAGGUCAAGUACAUUUAUUUCCUGGUUUGUGAGAAAGUUUAUCCAAAUGUCAUGCCACUUUAAUCAGAUAAGGAACUGGAUAUUACUGAAAAUAUAAAUCCCGGAAAAACUUUGAGAGAACAUACAAGGUCUAGCUUUUAAUUACAUUUUAGACUAUUUGAAUUGAUGGUAAAUUGACACUGUCCCAUGUGUGUUCAUCUGUGUGUUGCACUUGAGCGUAUGCGAGUCCUUUAAACCCGUCCCUUUAGUGCCUGCCUCUCUCAUGCAGAGUUAAGAGGGGGGAGGGAUAUAUUAUACUCCGGCUUUAUGAAUAGGCCUGAGUUUUUUCUCACACUAAAAGAUCGUGUCUCUGCUGCGAGUGGGAACAGUCUUCAACAAUAGCUCAUUGUACACACCAGCAACUACUUUUUCAGUAGCUGCUCUUGCCUAAUCAGGUUGUGCACUCUGAAAAUCUGUCCCUCUCCACACUCACUGAAGCACUCUAAAUAUCUAAAUGUAAUAACUUGGAUCUUUCCUCUUCACUUGUUUUCUAGUUUACGUGCCUCUUUCAAUCAUCCUAAAGAAAGUUUGCUUCAAACAAAAUCACAUGGCUGUGUCCGUGUGUAAAUGAUUGCUCCUCCCUGAAAUGUAGGCCAAAGUCAAAGUGACAGACUGAGGUCAGUUUCCCAUUCAGUUUCAUUACACUGCAAAUACAGUGGCCUUUGGACUGGUGUUGAAAGUUAGAAUAUAAAAGUCUGAGGUGGUUGUAUACACAAACGGGUGAGUUGCAUUAUCAGUUUUCUCACUACAGACUGCAUUAAUGACUUGGGGAACAGUGAAACCCACAGGAAAUGGCUGAAACAAAAGAAAACAGGAUAUAAGGAAGGAUGGAGGAUUGUUCAUGGCAGUGAAAAAAACCCAACUGGUGCCAAAGUCUGAAGGCAGACAGUGAAGUUAGUCUUCAUCUUCCAUGAAAUAAAAUCUGCUGGCAGACUGUUUUCCUGCAAACAGAGGUACUAGCCAAUUGAAAGAAUGGGAGGGGCUGUCAGGCUAAUCCUCCACUCAUGUGACUCCACUGAAUCAUUAACCCAAGGAGGCCCCUCCUUCAGAGAGCCUAACCCCCCCUCCUCCUUCCCUCGAUUUGCUGAGAUCGCUGUGGGGAGGAUACGAUUUGGUUACACUGAGCGCUGGGAGGUGCUUGGGCCAGGCAGACCUGCUGAGGCAGUGGAGAGUAGACAGAGAAAACAAGUGGGAGAGUUACAGACAAUAUGCCUGUCAGGUGGAGUCUCCCACUGUGCUUUGUUAUGGAAUGCAGGACUUUGGGAAGAGGAAAUAAGCUACAUUGAACAAGAAACUGUGUCAGCACCGGGAAGGCUGAUUUAAAAACAGCAAGAGCCAUGAAGAGCCCGGUGAUUUAUGGCAACCCGGUCAUGUUUGGUCCAGUGGAUUGGAACCAUGUAGCUGGUCCCCCAGUAAGGAGAGGGAAGAGUGUGGAGGAGCUUGGUGAUGCUGGCUGGGCCAGAGAGAGGGAGAGGAUGGCCCAUCUACAACAGCUACACCAACUGCAGCUUCAGCAGCAACAGGUUGCAUAUCAUCGGUAUGGAGUACUUCCUCCUGGACAGCCACAGGGACCAGUCAUGGCUGCGAGUCCUGGUGACCCAAUUCCGGCUCCAGGCUGCCCUGUGCCAGUACCUGGAGGCAUGAUGGUGCCGGUAGCAGGAAUGAUGCCUCCUCCUCCGCAUGUGCCAGCUCCAUGGCCAGUACAAUGGGAGAAUCAAGCCCAAAUUAGACAGGGCAAUGUCUGCCAGCAACCCAACUGGGAGUAUGACGACCAGCACAAGGCAGCUUUCAAUGAGAAGAGGCAUCAAGGCCAGGAUGUUUACUUCCACCCAGGUUCAGAGGAUGGUCACCUAAAUGUGAGGAUGUCUGAAUGGAAAGGCAAGCAUUGUUUUUACCAGGGUCCUGAGGAUUACAGCCACCAGGACUACAGCAGAGUGCCACAAGAAAAAGACUAUAAUGACUUCAGAACUCGAGAAGAAUGUGGUAAAUUUGAGGAGGACAGAAGGAGAAGGGAUGAUCUGAUUAGAGAAAAUGACCGUACCUCUGAACGCUAUGACCACAGAAGUCACAGAAACUCGGAGGAGUAUGAUCAUAAGGACAAAUACAGGCAACGGGAUCAUUAUGACAGGAAAUACAAUGAACGCUAUGAGAGCAGAGAGCAGCAAUAUUAUGACAGCAGGAGACACCGUAAACCUGAUCUCAGAGAACAUGGUAGUUAUAACAGUGAGUAUGAAGACUACUAUGAUUCUGAAGACACUUAUGCUCGCAGAGACAAUUACAGGGACAGUGAUCACUACUAUGACCAGGAUAGGGACUAUUAUGACUCUAAAGACCAUCGUUAUCGAAAAGAAAAGGAAUACUACCAUGAUAGAGAGGAGGACCGCUACUAUGAUGAACGAAAACGCAAGGGCCGUUACUAUGAUCGGCAUGCAGAGGAUCGAUAUGACCGCGGAGAAAAUAACUACAAAGACAGGGAUGCAUAUAAUCGAAGGGGUGAGGAUUGUUCUGCCAGUAAAGGAAGGGACCUCUAUGACUCUGAACUGGAGAAACACCGUGAUUAUAGGGAUAGGGACCAUUUCAACAGGUACAAGGACAAAGGUGGCUACAAGACAGAUGAGGACUACGACCUCAGAAGAAGGGACCACUACAAAGCAUACAAAGCAAUGGAGCAUUAUGAGCAGAGGACUGUGGACCACUAUGACAAUGGGAAUCAAGACCACCGCCAAUCUAGAGAAGGGGAACGUUCGCACGACAAUUCCCGAGACAGAUAUCGAGAUUUACGCUCCAUAUCCAUGGAUUCAUCAUAUGAGGGAUACCCUAAAAAAGAUCGCAAGACGCACUGCGAGGAAUGGGUUGAGCAGCAGAACCACAAGUUGGCCCUCAGGGGAAUGCACUCUUAUGAGGAUCCCAUCAUAUAUCGACACAGUGACGAACAGGAAAAAGGAUAUGAGUCGAGUGCUGGGAGCGUUGGUUCAAAACGCGGUCGCAAGCCUGUUUAUGUGGGCUCGCUAGAUCGUAACAGCUUCUACAGGAAGACGGCUCCAAGCUCUCUGCGAAAGUCCCAGUAUGCCACUACCAGGAAGCAAAACCAAGAGAUGACACUCUUAUCGUCCCAACCCAAAGCCCUGGACUCCACCCCGACCUCGGACUUGCCCCCCACGGCCGGCACAGGCACAGAGGAUCCCGAGCUGAGGAUGCUGGAGAAGAGGUCAAAGGUCAUCGAGGAGCUGCUGCAGACAGAGAAAGACUACAUCAAGGACCUGCAGAUGUGUGUCGAGGAGAUUGUUGAGCCGCUGCAGAAGAAGCAGGUGAAGAAUGUGGACUUUGAUGGGCUCUUUGGCAACAUCAACACUGUGAUUGACCUGUCACAGCGUCUGUUUGAUAGCCUACAGGACACAGAUUCUAUUGGAAAGGUAUUUCUGGACUUCAAAGCCGAGCUGGAGGAGGUGUACAAAAUCUACUGCCAGAAUCACGAUGAUGCCAUCUCUCUGCUGGAGAACUACGAGAAAGACGAAAACAUCCAGCGUCAUGUGAUGGAGUGUCUGGAGAGACUGAGGGCCAUAUACCGCGAGUGGGGGAAAACAAAUUACAUCAACCUCGGUUCUUUCUUAAUCAAGCCGGUGCAAAGGGUGAUGCGUUACCCUCUGCUGCUGAUGGAGCUGCUGGGCGCCACGCCAGAGAGCCACCACGACCGGCCUCAGCUGACUCAGGCUCUGCAGUCCGUCAAAGAGAUCAACGUAAACAUCAACGAGUACAAGCGCAGGAAAGACUUAGUGGUGAAGUACAGGAAAGGCGACGAGGACACGUUCAUUGACAAGAUCUCCAAGCUGAGCAUGCACUCAAUCAUCAAAAAAUCCAACCGAGUCAGCAGCCACCUCAAGCACCUCACGGGAAUUUCACCACAGAUUAAAGAUGAAGCGUUUGAUGAGGCUGAGAAAAAGUUCAGGCUGCAGGAGAGACUCAUCAAGUCUUUUAUCAGGGAUAUUUCCUUGUACCUGCAACAUAUAAGGGAAUCAGCAUCUGUGAAGGUCUUGGCAGCCAUCAGUUUCUGUGACGUCUACACCGAGCACAGUGUCCUCGACCCCGAGCGCUUCCAGAGAGCUCACCGCUGCAUCAGUGACAAACAGUUCACGCAGUUUAAGGAACGCACAGAGGCCUUAGUCAUCAACCCGCUCACCCAGCUCCUAAUCAUGUUUGCUGGGCCACACAAACUCAUCCAAAAGCGCUUUGACAAGCUGCUGGACUACGACAACUGCAAGGAGCGUGCCGACCGCCUCAAGGAUCGCCGUGUCCAGGACGAACUGCAGGUGGCACGCAACAACUAUGAGGCGCUCAAUGCCCAACUUCUGGACGAGCUCCCCAAGUUCCACAGUGCAGCAGAGGAGCUGUUUACUGGCUGUGUGAGGGCUUUUGCUCAAGCUCAGAAGGACUUCAUGAAGACGACACUGGGAGAGCUGAAGCCUCUCCUACAGGUUUUUUCUAACAAAGUUGGUACAGAGGGCAACCUGAUUGCAAAGUUUCAGGAAGAGUACGGGCGAGUUCUCCAACUUCUGCACGGUUUUAGCUUCUGCCCGGACAACCAGCCUCCAGCCCCCCCUGCGAAAAAGCCCUUCGAGAAGAAGACCCUGGAGAAGCAGACCUCUAAAAAGCAACUGCAGACAGCUCCCAAUUGCAUCACACAGACAGAUGAGCACCGUGCAGGACUUCUGGUACGUUAUGGUCCUGAGAAACUUUUCCAGGCGGAGAGAAACUUCAAUGCAGCCCAGGAUCUGGACGUCUCAAUACAAGAGGGAGACCUUGUGGGGGUAAUCAAGCAGCAGGACCCGAUGGGUAGUAACAACCGCUGGCUAAUUGAUAAUGGAGUCGCCAAGGGUUUUGUGUACAGCUCCUUCCUCAAACCCUACAACCCACGCAGAAGUCAGUCGGACGUGUCCAUCGAGAGCCAGUCGUCCAAUGAGUCAGGCUACGGAGGCUCCUCGCCUGUUUUCUCCCGGCAGAACAGCAACAGUACGCUGACCUUUAACCAGGAAACGGCCGCUGUCAGUUUUUCCACAUCGCAGCCCCCAAGUCUUUCAUCCCCACACCCUUCGCUGGACUCCGCCUCAUCCCGUAGGAGUUACAACAGAGAUGUAUGCAACCCUGACUCUGUCAGUCAGAGCAACUCCAUAAACUCCUCACCACGAAAUCCUUCAAACCGCAGGGAAUUCUUGGAACAAACACACCGAAAUCCCACCAGUCACAGAGACGCAGAGCCUUCUUACCGGCAUUCAGGCAGUUACAGAGACACGUAUGGUACAAGUCACGCAAGUACGCGCAGCCAGAAGGAUACGCCAGACCUCUCUGAGUCUUAUUCUUCGCACAAAAACAAUCGCUCACAGCGGUAUGAACACACAGACAAAACCUACAGUUCCUACCAGUGGAGAAAUGGAGACAACGGUGGCCAGAAGAGGUCUGCAUACUCCAGAGAUGAGUACAUUGAGCCAGAACCAGAAGCGGAACAGGAGGAUGAAUUAGAUGGUCAUCAGAUUUACUACGCUCUGUAUUCCUUCGAUGCCCGUUGCGCCAAUGAACUGAGCAUCUCAGCCAAUCAGCAGCUGCGAAUACUGGAGUUCCAAGACAUGAACGGCAACAGUGACUGGUGGCUGGGGGAGGCAGAAGGCCGACGAGGCUAUGUGCCUUCCAACUACAUCCGCAAAUCAGAAUAUACAUGAACAUGAAGUUCGUGUGGAUGACACCUGAGAUUGUACUUUGACCUGAGGAGGGCUCACUCUGCGAGCAGACAGAGCAAAAUGACAAACAAGCAUCUGCACACGCUGUGACUUAUUUUUGAUCUGUUGUCUUGGAGUUUCAUAGUGAGAAGGACUGACUAUUGCUGCUGACUCUGCUCUUAAAAGUCAGCAUUAUAUGCCUAUAUUUAUAGACUUUUUAUAUAAUUUUUACUUUACUGGAAACUGCACCCUCUGGUUUCCAGUGACAAACCUGUGAAUUGCACCAGAUUUUUGCCAUGUUCUCUGGGGCUGAAGACAAUGAAUUGUAUGUGGAAGAGUCUUAAAGGUUAGCACAUUGGGAGAUUGCAAUGGAAAUGUGAAUAUUUUGAGAAAACAUCAAGUGGUAUGCAGACAGAUUAACUUAAAACACUGUUGAUGACUUUUUUUUCUGCAUGUGGUUUAUUAUACCACUAGAACAAUGCAUGAAUAUUAGAUCAGCUUGCGCAGUACUCUUCAUCAAUCGAGGACUAAGGCACUUAUGAUGGUUUUCCACUGGUUGCUAGUUUUGAAGUGUCUGUGGAGCCAUCAAGAAGAAUUUGGAGUGUUGUAUGAAAUGAAUAUGGACUGUUGGUUUACAAGCACUCCCCUUGUCAGUAACCUCAAUCAGUUUUUUUUCUUUUUAACUGGGUUGACACUGUUUAAACAGGAGAUGAUCCAGAUUAUCAGUCAGAGGAGGUAAAGAAGAGGGAGAAAGAGAGAGAGGUAGUGGUUUCAUCUGAUUUCUCCACAUACUCCCCAUGUACAUUAUAUAUACUGGUGUAUAUUGAGAAUAUGCUAUUGCUCCCACUGUAAAGCAAUCACUGUUUGAAUAAAAAAAAAAACAGCUCAGCUGACAAAUCAUAAA
This is a messenger RNA of Scatophagus argus, 6667 nucleotides long. Its product is annotated as dynamin binding protein. The record is from RefSeq and is a predicted model, not a curated record. Gene Ontology annotation, biological process: intracellular signal transduction. Gene Ontology annotation, cellular component: cytoplasm. NCBI's taxonomy places the organism in Eukaryota, Metazoa, Chordata, Actinopteri, Scatophagidae. Gene Ontology annotation, molecular function: guanyl-nucleotide exchange factor activity; protein binding. The transcript has 14 exons. Bases 1393 to 5766 code for a protein of 1457 amino acids.